Boleophthalmus pectinirostris (great blue-spotted mudskipper) is the source of this 1462-nucleotide messenger RNA. RefSeq names its product tetraspanin 7b (gene tspan7). NCBI's taxonomy places the organism in Eukaryota, Metazoa, Chordata, Actinopteri, Gobiiformes, Gobiidae. Bases 48 to 782 code for a protein of 244 amino acids. Gene Ontology annotation, cellular component: membrane. The record is from RefSeq and is a predicted model, not a curated record. The transcript is spliced from 8 exons.
UUUUCGCCCUUUUCUCUCCACCAUCACACUGGCUCUAGAUCCUCGCAAUGGAGACCAAACCGGUCAUCACCUGCCUUAAAACACUCCUCAUCGUGUACUCCUUCGUCUUCUGGAUAACUGGAGCUAUCCUGUUGGCAGUUGGAGUAUGGGGGAAGUUAAUGCUUGGCCCAUACAUCUCUCUGAUCGCUGAUAACUCCACCAACGCCCCCUAUGUCCUCAUUGGCACUGGGACUGUCAUCAUUGUCUUUGGCCUGUUUGGAUGUUUCGCCACCUGCAGAGGAAGCCCAUGGAUGCUGAAACUGUACGCCAUGUUUCUGUCCUUGGUCUUCCUUGCGGAGCUGGUUGCUGGGAUCUCUGGAUUUGUGUUCCGCCAUGAGAUUAAAGGAACCUUUCAUAGGACCUACACUGAUGCAGUCAUCAACUACAAUGCUGAGGAUGAAGCUAGCCGUGCUGUUGACAACUUGCAGCACAGGCUACGCUGCUGUGGAGUGUACAACUACACCAGCUGGUUCGGCAGUGUCUAUUACCCAUCCAAUGGUAUUCCUGCUAGUUGCUGCUCCAACUCCUCUGACUGCCACCAAGAAGACCUCCGUAAUGCAACUGUGGCCCCAAACAAAGUCUACCACCAAGGAUGCUAUGAGCUGGUCACUUCAUUUAUGGAAACCAACAUGGCCAUCAUUGCUGGUGUGACGUUUGGGAUUGCCUUUUCACAGUUGAUUGGCAUGCUUUUGGCCUGCUGCCUGUCGAGGAUCAUCACAGCCAAUCAGUAUGAGAUGGUGUAGUUUGUACGCAGUUGAGGAAAAGGGGGCAAAAAAGAAGAAAGCUAAGAAACAGAGAAGUAAAUUUCCUAACAAACAAAUCUCUCUGCCUGGGAUCUUAAUGAAAUAUCUUUAUGUAUCUUACUGUAAAGCAUCAUUCCUUGACUCUCUGCUGAUUCAUCACAGCUUUUGAUACCACACAUUACCCAUGCACAUAGUAGUUUUUUGCCCCUGUCACAUAUGUUGGUGCUUCAAGUAUGUGACUAGGAAUAAAAUGUGGCUUCUUAAACGGUUGGUUACUGCAUGCUUCACUGACCAAGUCAACGCACAUGACCACCUUUUUACAAUACAGUAAACCUUGAAGUAAUACUUUGAUAGAUAGUUUUUUGUUUUUUCAUCAUUGUAUAUUCUUAUGGUUAAGAUAUUUUGCAAACUAACUACUGAUAAUAUUGUGGAAGACAUAGUAAGUUUGAAAAUGACCAUUAAACAUACAAAAGAGUAAAGUAAAUAUUUUGAGCAUGAGCAUAUCUUUUAUAGAAAAUUAAUUUACUUGAUGCAGGUAUAAAUUAUUUAAAUGUUGCCAAAAAUAUAAAACAUGCUCUUUUAAUUCUUGUAUCUUAGGCCUUCUUCUUUAAAAAUAUGUUUUGAUAAAAAAUAAUUUUGCACACUGUUUAAAAGCAUAAAUAUUUAUGCAGCUCCAGAAC